Messenger RNA from Pieris brassicae (large cabbage white), 6315 nucleotides. It is a transcript of the gene Mhc, whose product is annotated as myosin heavy chain, muscle. Gene Ontology annotation, cellular component: myosin complex. Gene Ontology annotation, molecular function: ATP binding; actin filament binding; cytoskeletal motor activity. The transcript is spliced from 25 exons. The record is from RefSeq and is a predicted model, not a curated record. Lineage: Eukaryota; Metazoa; Arthropoda; Insecta; Lepidoptera; Pieridae. The coding region runs from base 85 to 5931 and encodes 1948 amino acids.
UACUUAACCGAUCUUUCCCGCAGGAAGGCUCCAGGGCUCUGUUCUCGUGUCUCAACUAGCCCAAAGUCUCGUUAGCCCUCCGAAAUGCCGAAGCCAAUUGUCCAAGAGGGUGAGGACCCUGAUCCGACCCCAUACCUGUUCGUAUCACUCGAACAGAAGCGCAUCGACCAAAGCAAGCCCUACGAUGGUAAGAAGGCUUGCUGGGUACCAGACGAGAAAGAGGGCUUCCUACAGGGAGAAAUUAAAGCCACCAAGGGGGACCUGGUGACCGUCAACCUCCCUGGAGGCGAGACAAAAGACUUCAAGAAGGACUUUGUUACUCAAGUGAACCCGCCUAAAUACGAAAAAUGUGAGGAUAUGUCCAACUUGACAUACCUCAACGACGCUUCCGUUUUGUAUAACUUGAAGCAGAGAUAUUAUCAUAAGCUCAUUUACACAUACUCGGGUCUCUUCUGUGUGGCUAUCAACCCUUACAAGAGGUUCCCCGUGUACACGACACGAUGUGCCAGGCUCUACCGAGGCAAGCGUCGCUCGGAAGUGCCUCCCCACAUUUUCGCCAUUUCCGACGGUGCUUACGUCAACAUGUUAACCAACCACGAGAAUCAAUCUAUGUUGAUUACCGGUGAGUCUGGUGCUGGUAAGACUGAGAACACGAAGAAGGUAAUUGCGUACUUCGCGACCGUUGGUGCGUCUCAAAAGAAAGAUGCAAGCCAGGAGAAGAAGGGCUCUCUAGAGGACCAAGUCGUACAAACUAACCCUGUACUUGAAGCCUUCGGUAACGCCAAGACCGUCCGUAACGACAACUCCUCCCGUUUCGGUAAAUUCAUCCGUAUCCACUUCGGACCAUCAGGAAAACUGGCCGGAGCUGACAUUGAAACUUAUCUGCUGGAGAAGGCCCGUGUAAUCUCCCAGCAGGCGCUGGAACGUUCUUACCACAUCUUCUACCAGAUGAUGUCCGGCUCCGUCAAUGGACUUAAGGCCAUGUGUUUGCUGUCCGACAACGUACAUGAUUAUAACAUCAUAGCGCAAGGAAAAACUACAAUUCCCAAUGUUGAUGAUGGAGAGGAAUGUUUAUUGACCGAUCAAGCCUUCGACAUCCUGGGUUUCACUCAAGAGGAGAAAGACAAUGUUUACAAGAUCACAGCUGCUGUCAUGCACAUGGGUGGUAUGAAGUUCAAACAGAGGGGUCGUGAGGAGCAAGCUGAGGCUGACGGCACUGAGGACGGUGAGAAGGUCGCUAAGUUGUUCGGUGUUGACUGCGCUGACCUAUACAAGAACUUGUUGAAGCCCCGCAUUAAGGUCGGAAACGAGUUCGUGACCCAAGGUCGUAACAAGGACCAGGUUACCAACUCCAUUGGUGCCCUCUGCAAGGGUGUGUUUGACAGGCUGUUCAAGUGGCUCGUCAAGAAGUGUAACGAGACUCUUGACACCAAGCAAAAGAGACAGCACUUCAUUGGUGUGCUUGAUAUCGCCGGUUUCGAGAUCUUCGACUACAAUGGGUUCGAACAACUUUGCAUUAACUUCACAAAUGAAAAACUGCAACAAUUCUUCAACCAUCACAUGUUUGUGUUGGAGCAAGAGGAGUACCAGAAAGAGGGCAUCCACUGGGAGUUCAUUGAUUUUGGAAUGGACUUGCUCGCCUGUAUUGACCUUAUCGAAAAGCCCAUGGGUAUCCUCUCCAUUCUUGAAGAAGAGUCUAUGUUCCCGAAAGCCACCGAUCAGACCUUCGUUGAGAAGUUGAACAACAACCACUUGGGUAAAUCCCCUCCUUACCUGAAGCCCAAGCCCCCCAAGCCCGGUUGCCAAGCAGCUCACUUCGCCAUUGGUCACUACGCCGGUAAUGUCGGUUACAACAUCACUGGAUGGCUUGAGAAGAACAAGGACCCCUUGAACGACACUGUCGUUGACCAGUUUAAGAAGGGAAGCAACAAACUGUUGAUUGAGAUCUUCGCUGACCACCCUGGUCAGUCCGGAGAUGCCGGUGCUGGUGGCGGUGGCAAGGGAGCUGGAGGCAAGCGUGCCAAGGGUUCCGCCUUCCAGACUGUAUCAUCGCUGUACAGGGAACAACUUAACAAUUUGAUGGCCACACUGAGGUCAACCCAACCUCACUUCGUACGUUGUAUCAUCCCCAACGAGUUGAAGCAGGCUGGUCUCAUCGACUCCCACCUUGUGAUGCACCAGCUGACAUGUAACGGUGUGCUUGAGGGUAUCCGUAUCUGUCGUAAAGGUUUCCCCAACAGGAUGGUCUACCCCGACUUCAAGCUCCGCUACAAGAUCCUGGCCCCACAAGCAGUUGCCAAGGAAUCCGAUCCUAAGAAAAUCGCUCAAAUUAUCCUGGAAACGACUGACUUGGAUGUCGAAUCGUACCGUCUGGGUCACACCAAGGUAUUCUUCCGCGCCGGAGUCCUGGGUCAGAUGGAAGAGUUACGUGACGACAGAUUGUCUAAGAUCGUUUCUUGGCUACAAUCCUACAUCCGUGGUUACCUUUCACGUAAAGAAUUCAAGAGGUUGCAGGAACAGAGAAUCGCUCUCCAAGUUGUCCAGCGCAACUUGCGCAAAUACCUGCAGCUCCGCACCUGGCCAUGGUGGAAGUUGUGGCAGAGGGUCAAGCCCCUCCUCAACGUCACCCGUAUCGAGGACGAGAUUGCGAAACUCGAGGAGAAGGCGCAAAAGGCCCAGGAGGCUUUCGAGAAGGAAGAAAAGCUCCGCAAGGAGGUGGAGGCUCUCAACGCCAAGCUGUUGGAGGAAAAGCAAGCGCUGCUUUCCAACUUGGAAGGAGAGAAGGGCUCUCUCAGCGAAGUGCAGGAACGCGCUAACAAACUGCAGGCUCAAAAGGCCGACCUCGAAAACCAACUUAGGGACACACAAGACCGUCUUACACAAGAAGAGGAUGCCCGCAAUCAGCUCUUCCAGGGCAAGAAGAAGUUGGAACAGGAAAUCUCUGGACUCAAAAAGGAUGUUGAAGACCUGGAGCUUUCCAUCCAGAAGUCUGAACAAGACAAGGCCACCAAGGAUCACCAAAUUCGCAACUUGAACGAUGAGAUCGCCCACCAAGAUGAGCUCAUCAACAAGUUGAACAAAGAAAAGAAGUUACAGGGCGAGAGCACCCAGAAGACAUCUGAGGAGCUCCAAGCCGCCGAGGACAAGGUCAACCACCUUAACAAGGUUAAGCAAAAGUUGGAACAGACCCUCGACGAGCUCGAAGAUUCAUUGGAGCGUGAAAAGAAACUCCGCGGUGACGUCGAGAAGCAGAGGAGGAAGGUUGAGGGUGACCUCAAGCUUACUCAGGAGGCCGUCACUGACUUGGAGCGCAACAAAAAAGAACUCGAACAAACCAUCCAACGCAAGGACAAGGAGAUCUCUUCCCUCACUGCCAAGCUCGAAGACGAACAAUCUCUGGUCAGCAAACUCCAGAAACAGAUUAAGGAACUACAGGGCCGCAUCGAAGAACUCGAAGAGGAAGUGGAGUCGGAGAGACAAGCCCGUGCCAAGGCCGAAAAGCAACGCGCCGACCUCGCACGUGAGCUUGAGGAGCUCGGCGAGCGUCUGGAGGAGGCCGGUGGUGCCACCUCUGCUCAAAUCGAGCUCAACAAGAAGCGUGAGGCUGAACUUAGCAAACUGCGUCGUGACUUGGAGGAGGCUAACAUCCAACACGAGUCCACACUCGCUAGCUUGCGCAAGAAGCACAACGAUGCCGUAGCCGAGAUGGGCGAGCAGCUUGACCAGCUCAACAAGCUCAAGGCUAAGGCUGAGAAAGAGCGCUCUCAAUACUUUAGCGAAGUCAAUGACCUUCGUGCCGGUCUCGACCAUUUGUCCAACGAUAAGGCUGCCCAAGAAAAGAUCGUUAAGCAACUCCAACACCAACUCAAUGAGGUACAAAACAAGGCUGAUGAAGCUAACCGUACCCUCAACGACUUGGACGCUGCUAAGAAGAAGCUCUCCAUCGAGAACUCUGACCUGCUCCGCCAACUCGAAGAAGCUGAAUCCCAAGUCUCACAGCUGUCCAAGAUCAAGGUGUCUCUCACAACUCAGCUUGAGGACACCAAGAGGCUUGCUGACGAAGAAUCCAGGGAACGCGCUACACUUCUUGGCAAGUUCCGCAACUUGGAGCACGAUUUGGACAACAUCCGCGAGCAAGUUGAAGAGGAAGCCGAGGGCAAGGCUGAUUUACAACGCCAAUUGUCCAAGGCUAACGCUGAAGCCCAAUUAUGGCGAUCCAAGUACGAAUCCGAGGGAGUCGCCCGCUCCGAGGAGCUCGAGGAAGCCAAGCGCAAGCUCCAGGCUCGCCUUGCAGAAGCCGAGGAGACCAUUGAAUCACUUAACCAGAAGGUUGUUGCUCUUGAAAAGACGAAGCAACGCCUUGCUACUGAAGUUGAGGACUUACAGCUCGAGGUCGACAGAGCCACUGCCAUUGCCAACGCUGCUGAGAAGAAACAGAAGGCGUUCGACAAGAUCAUUGGUGAAUGGAAACUCAAGGUUGAUGACCUGGCGGCUGAACUUGAUGCCAGCCAAAAGGAAUGCCGCAACUACUCUACUGAACUGUUCCGCCUUAAAGGUGCCUACGAAGAAGGCCAAGAACAACUCGAAGCCGUUCGUCGCGAAAACAAGAACCUCGCUGAUGAAGUCAAGGACUUACUUGACCAAAUCGGUGAAGGAGGCCGCAACAUUCACGAAAUUGAAAAGGCUAGGAAGCGUCUUGAAGCCGAGAAGGAUGAACUCCAGGCGGCUCUUGAAGAGGCUGAAGCUGCUCUUGAACAAGAAGAAAACAAGGUCCUGCGCGCACAACUGGAGUUGUCACAGGUCAGACAAGAGAUCGACAGGAGGAUCCAAGAGAAGGAAGAGGAAUUCGAAAACACGCGCAAGAACCACCAGCGUGCACUUGACUCUAUGCAAGCCUCCCUCGAAGCUGAAGCCAAGGGCAAGGCUGAGGCGCUGCGCAUGAAGAAGAAGCUUGAGGCCGACAUUAACGAACUUGAGAUCGCUCUCGACCACGCUAACAAGGCCAACGCUGAGGCACAGAAGAACAUCAAACGCUACCAGCAACAGAUUAAGGAUCUCCAGACCGCUCUUGAAGAGGAACAACGUGCCCGGGAUGAUGCCCGUGAACAGCUCGGAAUCUCUGAACGUCGUGCUAACGCACUCCAGAAUGAACUUGAGGAAUCCCGUACUCUCCUAGAACAAGCUGACCGUGCCCGUCGUCAAGCUGAACAAGAAUUGGGUGACGCUCAUGAACAACUCAAUGAUCUGUCCGCCCAGAGUGCAUCACUCUCCGCCGCCAAGAGGAAACUCGAGUCUGAAUUACAGACUCUUCACUCUGACCUUGACGAACUCCUCAACGAGGCCAAGAACUCAGAAGAGAAAGCAAAGAAGGCAAUGGUUGACGCUGCCAGACUUGCUGACGAGCUCCGCGCUGAACAGGAUCAUGCUCAAACACAGGAGAAACUUCGCAAGGCCCUUGAACAGCAAAUCAAGGAACUGCAAGUGAGACUCGACGAAGCUGAAGCUAACGCUCUUAAGGGCGGUAAGAAAGCUAUCCAGAAACUUGAACAGAGAGUACGAGAACUUGAAAAUGAGCUGGAUGGUGAACAGAGGAGGCAUGCUGAUGCUCAAAAGAACCUCCGUAAGGCUGAGAGACGCAUCAAGGAGUUGACGUUCCAGGCUGAGGAGGACCGCAAGAACCACGAACGUAUGCAAGACCUUGUUGACAAACUUCAACAGAAGAUCAAGACCUACAAGAGGCAGAUCGAGGAAGCCGAAGAAAUCGCUGCUCUUAACUUAGCCAAGUUCCGCAAAGCACAGCAGGAGUUGGAAGAGGCCGAGGAAAGGGCAGACCUCGCCGAGCAAGCCAUCAGCAAAUUCCGUGGCAAGGGACGUGCGGGAUCCACUGCGAGAGGAGUCAGUCCGGCGGCGUCCGUUAAAGGACGCAUCUAGAUCAUCACCGCAGUAAAUCCCCCACGUUCGCGCCCCGCGCUUGACGGUUUCGGCACCUUCCCACCAAGGUUCGACCUAGCGCCCGAAGAUUUCUAAACGUUCCAUAAACAAUAAAACGGACUGUAAAUGUAACACCAGUGUAUUCGCGUGAACGAUGAACUGUUAGGAUUUAUAUAGAAAACUGUAUACACUAUGUUUUUACGAAGUAUUUUGUAAUUGUUGAUAUUUAUUUAUUGAUUACCGUCUGUAUCGCGCGGGCGAGCGAGCGGUGCGUGCGCGUCGAGCUCCAAGAGACACACCCUCCACCCCGCUUCACCGCCGCCGAGUGCCGCUCGCCUGCUCUGCUUACAUCCAAAUAAAGCGAUAUCGUUGUCAGAAAAUUUA